Molecule: messenger RNA, 1710 nt
Organism: Insectozyma verbasci
Lineage: Eukaryota; Fungi; Ascomycota; Pichiomycetes; Serinales; Debaryomycetaceae
Source: the annotation of a GenBank genome assembly
AUGUUUCAUGAUAAAUAUGUAGAUAUCAUCGUAUCAAACAUUUAUGAAUACUAUUUUAUGAAUAAUAAUCAAUUGUUAGGUUGGUUACAAUUGAUAAGAGAAGUUAUAUGUGCUUAUAUAAUAUUUAAUAAAAUCAGUGAUUUAUUUACAGCUAUUUAUGGGUAUGGUCCGAUAGGUUAUAUUAAAAAGUUAUACAAAAGUAUAGCAUCAUUCUUCUUUCCCAUAAUAAUGUCAUUACCACCUAUUAAAUCUAAAAUUGAUAAAGAAUUAAAUGAAACUAUUGUUAAAAUUGAACAGGAAUUGAUGAAAAAUGAUGAUAAUUUAUUACAAUUUCCCCAAUUACCAAAAUCUGGUUUAUCAUCAAGUGACAUUGAAAUUGAAUUAGAUAAAUUAAAAGAAUUAAAACAUAAUGAUUGGUACAAUGGAAGAGUAAGUGGUGCUGUUUAUCAUGGUGGUGAUGAUUUACUCAAAUUACAAAGUGAUGCAUAUUUUAAAUAUUCAGUUGCUAAUCAAUUACAUCCUGAUGUAUUUCCUGGUGUUAGAAAAAUGGAAGCUGAAGUAGUUUCAAUGGUUUUGAAGAUUUUCAAUGGUACAGAAGGUUCAUGUGGUUCUACUACAUCUGGUGGAACCGAAUCUUUAUUAUUAGCAGGUUUAUCAGCAAGAGAAUUUGGUAAGAAAUUUAAAGGUAUAAAUAAACCGGAAGUUAUAGCACCAAUUACUAUUCAUGCUGGUAUAGAAAAGGCGUGUUUUUAUUUUGGAAUGAAAUUACAUUUAGUUGAAUUAGAUCCAAAAACUUUUCAAGUUGAUAUUAAAAAAGUUAGAAGAUUAAUUAACAAGAAUACUGUUUUAUUAUGUGGAUCUGCACCAAAUUACCCACAUGGAGUUAUUGAUGAUAUAGAAGAAUUAUCAAAAUUGGCAGUUAGAUAUAAAAUUCCAUUACAUGUUGAUGCUUGUUUAGGAUCAUUUAUUGUUUCAUUUUUAGAAAAAUCAAAAGUACAUGGUGAUAAACAAAUACCAAAAUUCGAUUUUAGAUUACCAGGAGUUACAUCAAUUUCGUGUGAUACUCAUAAAUAUGGAUUUGCACCAAAAGGUUCAUCAAUAAUUAUGUAUAGAAACAAAAUACUUCGACAAUGUCAAUAUUAUAUAUCUAGUGAUUGGACUGGUGGGAUGUAUGGAUCUCCUACAUUAGCUGGAUCAAGACCUGGUGCAUUAAUGGUUGGUUGUUGGGCUACCUUAAUUAAUUUUGGUGAAGAAGGUUAUAAAAAAUCUUGUUUUGAAAUAGUUUCAGUACUGAUGAAAUUCAAAAAAUGUAUAAAAGAGAAUGAAUUUUUAUCAAAAUAUUUAGAAAUAAUUGGUGACCCAAUUGGUUCUGUUAUUUCAUUCAAAAUUAAAGAUAAAUAUAAUUAUAUUUUAGGUAUUUAUGAUUUAAGUGAUUUAUUAAGUAAAAAAGGUUGGCAUUUUGCAACAUUACAAAACCCUCCAGCAUUACAUUUUGCAUUUACAAGAUUAACAGUGCCAGUUAUAAAUGAAUUAAUUGAUGAUUUAAUUAUAUGUACAAAAGAAUCAUUAGAAAUAGAACAUGAAAAUAAAAAUGAAAAAAAGAAACAAGGAGAUACUGCUGCAUUAUAUGGUAUAGCAGGUAGUGUUCAUACUGCUGGUAUAGCAGAUCAAUUGAUAGCUGCAUUCUUAGAUACUUUAUACAAAGUUUGA